AAUGGACUUCUUUAAAAAUUAAACACUAUGAAAAUUCGGUCCAAUAAAAACUUUUUAACCAAAAAAUUAUACCGCCUUCAAAAACCACUAAAAACUAAAAAGUAUUUUAACUUGACUCGAAAAUUGUUUAACAGUGUAUAGGUAAUGUUAAAUUAUUUUUGGUUUUUAGUAGUGUUUUAGGGCAGUAUAAUUUUUUGUUAAAAAGAUUUAAUUUUUUUCUUUUUUGUAUUAGUAAAAAUCAGUAUACGUUGACGACAUCAUAAUUGACAACAUAAUUUAAUGUAUAUUCGAAGUCAAGGGUCCAAUACAAUGAAACAACGCGAGAAGCAUCAGGUUUUAAAUAAAAAAAGAAUCAUCAAAAUCGGUUCACCCAGUCGAAAGUUCUAAGGUAGCAAACAUAAAGAAAAAAACAGAAAUACAGUCGAAUUGACAACCUCCUCCUUUUUUGAAGUCGGUUAAAAACUGCUUCGAAUUCCACUUUCAAUAGAAAUAUCUACACCGCUCUCGUAACUGAAAUACGUUUUAGGUUCGCAUGUGUAAAUUUGUUUGUCGCAAUAUUUCAUCACUUGAUCUGUGUUAUCACCUCCGAGCCGCAGUAGUGUGCUCGUUGCCAAUUGCCGAAACAUAAACAAACAAAGCCUGUAUUUAAGAAGAAUGCGCCGUUUUUUUUCUAUCAGUCACUUGUUUUAUCAAUAUCAGUGCUACCUGUAGUUUAACAUUAUCAAAAUGGUUGCUUUGAAACUUUGCAUGUUCGGAGUGCUAGUAGCGGUGGCUGCAGCCCAACAAGUCCUCCAACACCCACCUGCUGAGAUCCUCUCCGAUAACAGCUUUGUCAGGGCCGACGGCUACGACUUUGAAUAUAGGACGAGCGAUGGCGUUUCCCGCAAGGAAGAAGCCGGUCUGAUCAACGUGGGCGAUCGUCAAGGCAUCGCGGUCCGAGGCUCUUACUCCUACACCGCUCCUGACGGCCAGACCUACGAGGUCACCUUCACUGCUGACGACAAAGGAUACAAGCCACAGAUCCGAGUCAUCGAACCCAAACAAUAAAACAUAAAAAUAUUUUUAUUUUUAUACUACAUUAAAUAUUUUU
Messenger RNA from Manduca sexta (tobacco hornworm), 1090 nucleotides. RefSeq names its product endocuticle structural glycoprotein SgAbd-5-like (gene CPR25). Gene Ontology annotation, cellular component: chitin-based extracellular matrix. NCBI's taxonomy places the organism in Eukaryota, Metazoa, Arthropoda, Insecta, Lepidoptera, Sphingidae. The record is from RefSeq and is a predicted model, not a curated record. Gene Ontology annotation, molecular function: structural constituent of chitin-based larval cuticle. The coding region runs from base 727 to 1047 and encodes 106 amino acids. The transcript is spliced from 3 exons.